CAAGCGCCAGCCCCAUGCUGCGACUCUAUCUCUAAUUUCCCAAUCACUUUCUCCAUCAUAAAACCCUAACACUACCCUUUUCAAACUAUCUUUUCUUCUUCCAAAUCUCAUCUUUACUCUGUUUCAAAGGUUUUAAUUCUCUGUUUUCCCUUUUGUCUUCUUUUCUAAUGGCUCGAGAAGCGAAUUCGGUUCCGCUCGCAGAGACGCAAGUAGUUUCGUCGAAGAAGAAAAACGCGGUGACAACGAGCUGGAUUUCGAUAGACACGAAGGGGCGGGGCGUGAUUCUUGACGUCGAUAAGUAUGCUAUAAUGCGCCGCGUUCAGAUUCAUGCUAGAGAUCUUCGUAUUCUUGAUCCCAUGUUAUCUUAUCCUUCCACCAUUUUAGGGAGAGAGAAAGUAAUUGUUCUCAACCUAGAGCACAUUAAAGCUAUAAUCACAGCAGAAGAGGUAUUGCUUAGAGAUCCAUAUGAUGAGAACGUAAUCCCCAUUGUUGCUGAACUUAAAAGGCGGUUGCCUCAAGAUAAUCUCACACGUCAAGGCCAAGGAGAAGAAGAAGAAGAACAACCUGGUGCACAAAACGAUAUUGUUAAUGAGAUAGAAAAUGAGUUUCCAUUUGAAUUCCGGGCAUUGGAAGUUGCAUUAGAAGCAAUUUGUAGCUUUCUUGAUGCGCGUACUAGGGAACUGGAGAUUGAUACUUAUCCAGCAUUAGAUGAGCUGACCUCCAAGAUAAGCAGUCGUAACUUGGACCGGAUUCGUAAACUGAAAAGUGCAAUGACAAGGCUUACAAACCGCGUUCAAAAGGUAAGGGAUGAACUCGAACAACUUUUAGACGACGAUGAUGAUAUGGCAGACCUUUAUUUAUCAAGAAAGUUGGCUGGGGCUUGUUCCCCUGUCAGCAGUUCUGGUGUUCCAAAUUUUUAUCCAUCCUCACCAACUAUAGGUUCAAUGUUAUCAAGAACCAGCCGGGCAAGUGCAGUAACAGUUCAUGAGGACAGCGAUGUAGAGGAGCUCGAAAUGUUGUUUGAGGCUUACUUUAUGCAAAUUGAUAGUACGCUGAACAAAUUGACUACGCUCCGUGAAUACAUUGAUGACACAGAGGAUUAUAUCAAUAUUCAGCUCGACAAUCAUCGAAAUCAGCUAAUUCAGUUAGAGCUCCUCGUAAGUUCUGGGACUGUUUGCUUGUCUAUAUAUUCUUUGGUUGCUGCAAUCUUUGGAAUGAAUAUUCCUUAUACGUGGAACGACGGCCAUGGAUACGUAUUUAAAUGGGUGGUCAUCCUCACUGGAUUGCUAUGUACGUCGACUUUCACAUCAAUAAUGUCCUAUGCGAGGCACAAGGGUCUUAUUGGGUCUUGAAGUCCAU
This is a messenger RNA of Hibiscus syriacus, 1359 nucleotides long. RefSeq names its product magnesium transporter MRS2-I-like. Gene Ontology annotation, cellular component: membrane. Gene Ontology annotation, molecular function: magnesium ion transmembrane transporter activity. Bases 168 to 1352 code for a protein of 394 amino acids. NCBI's taxonomy places the organism in Eukaryota, Viridiplantae, Streptophyta, Magnoliopsida, Malvales, Malvaceae. The record is from RefSeq and is a predicted model, not a curated record. The transcript has 11 exons. Gene Ontology annotation, biological process: magnesium ion transport; transmembrane transport.